Molecule: messenger RNA, 660 nt
Organism: Paraphaeosphaeria sporulosa
Lineage: Eukaryota; Fungi; Ascomycota; Dothideomycetes; Pleosporales; Didymosphaeriaceae
Exons: 1
Coding region: 118-489 (123 amino acids)
Source: RefSeq, a predicted model, not a curated record
UGCCGCGUCGUGUGGGGAGGAUGCGGUUAGCGCGGCGGUGUCUACAUACGCAAUGGAAGAUGUUGCGCGUGAGGCUCGUGCUUCAUUUGGUUGUGCGCAGGCUGAACAACGUCGUGAAUGCUGUUGUGGUGUUUCUUUGACAAGCAUCUCGCUUCUGGGGUACGAGCGCAUCAUACCAUGCUUUGCUUGGCACGUGCGCACACGCACCCCGGCCACCGCUGUCACCGCUCGCUGCAGUGCUCGCGUUUCACACGAUCUCGCACAUGCACCACUACGCGCCAUCGCACACUCCAGAUCGUGACGACGACCUCGUCAAUCGUGCAUACAGCGCUGCGGGGCGCUUGCUACCGCCAGCCGGGUCUGGAUGUGCAAACCCUCUGGAGAAAGGCGGUGUACCACGACGGCUAUCUAUCCAAGUGUCUUAAACCUUCAGAAAAGCAUUCAAGUGGGGACUCCAUGUCGCUAUCGAUAGCUUCGCCGCCAUGCUAGAAUAGCGAAAUGUUCUUUUCGCACGUUACUUGUGACGGGCGUUGGCCCAUCUGUAGCGCAGUGACGAGGCUCCACUAUGGCGCAAGGCACGGCCAUGUGGUGCCCGGCAGCCUAGCCUCUCACUCGGACAUGUCCGUCACUUCGCCGUAUCGAGAAAUUGUAGACGAGAAG